Messenger RNA from Effrenium voratum, 1566 nucleotides. NCBI's taxonomy places the organism in Eukaryota, Dinophyceae, Suessiales, Symbiodiniaceae. The record is from the annotation of a GenBank genome assembly.
AUGUCCUUCUGGGGCUGCAUCGUCGCUCCGGGUGAGUCCAAGAAGGUCGAGACACGAACUGGUGAGCUGCUGCAUUUGUCUCAGGCGUGCCUGGCGCCGGACACCGCUAGCGGGCUGGCCUCAAAGGUGCUGGUGGAGCAAGGGGGUCAGACCUAUGCAGUCGCCUGCCUCAAGGAGGGCAGCCAGGACUUCUGUGCCCUCGACCUCUUCUUGGAUGCCAAGGAAGCAAAGCUGGCGGUGAAGGGCAAGGCCACAGUUCACCUCACCGGCUACUUUGAGGCUGACGAGCUGGAGGAGGAUGAGCCGCCCCGCCCUGCGUCUCCCAAGGCAAAGGCAGAGCCGAAGGCAUCUCCCAAGGCGCAGGUGAAGGCCUCGCCGAAGGCAGAGCCGAAGGCCAAGGCCGACGCCAAGGCCAAAGCGAAGGCUGCUGCAGCUGCAGAGGAGGAGAGCGAUGAUGAUAUGGAAGACGAGGAGGGCGAAGAGGAGGAGCCCAAAGUGGUCGACCAGGUCGCCAAGGCCUCCCCCAAGGCGGAGCCUAAGAAGGCCUCCCCGAAGGCCGCGCCCAAGGCGGAGCCCAAGAAGGCUGCUGCGGAGGAGGAUGAUGACGAAGAGGAGGAAGAGGAGGAAGAAGAGGAAGAGGAUGAUGCUGUCGUGGAUCCCGUGGUCAAGGGCAAGGCCGAUGCGAAAGCGAAGGCGAAGCCUGAUGCCAAGGCCAAGGCUAAGGCAGCUGCAAUGGAGGAUGAUGAUUCCGAAGAAGGCGAGGAAGAAGAGGAGGAAGAUUCUGACGACGACGUCGACGAACCACCUGUCAAGAAGCACAAGGGUGGUGACAAGGGUGGCGGCAAGGGCAAGGGCGGCAAGGGAAAAGGCGACGGCAAGGGCGGCAAGGGCGGCAAGGGCAAGAAGGGGGGAGGCUGGGGCCUGCAUUCCGCCGACGCAGAGACUCUGGUGCUGGGAUUUCUAGAGUCCUUUUGUCUUCGGACUGAGAACUACAGCCGCGCCAUCGCUGUGCAGAUUCUGUCGUGUAUUGCCGCUGGAUGGCGCGGGCUUGAUGGAGCUGCCUCCAUCGAGCACGUCUCCAGCAUGAUGGAUGUGCAGCCUCGAAUCCUUUCGAACAAUUACAGGAACCGCAGCAAAGACCAGCUUUGGCACGUCACUGCAGGAGGGGAAUGGGAUGCAGUUGUGGAGUUAAGGGCGAUGGGGAAGAAGGCUGCCGGCAAGAAGGAGGAGAAGCAGACCAGGUCGCAGUGGGAGGGCAAGCAUCCCGAGCCCAAGUCCCGCGUGGACGAGAGGAAGGUGGUUGCGACAGUGAAGCUGGCAGCACCUGUCUGUAACCUCCUGGAAUUCAAGCUCGACUGCAGCCCCUCAACGAAGAUCUCCUUCAUUGUGGACCGGAUCAUCGACCGGCAUGGUGGCUCCAUCAGCGACCUCUCUGUGUGCGUCAACCGCUUCCACCCCGAGGAGAUCGUGGGACGCGACAAGACGCUGGAGCAGUGCGGAGUCUUCGGCGGGGAGUGCCUGAUCUACUAUGAUUUCGUGCCAAGGGCCGGCGCGCUGCUAGCCUGA